Molecule: messenger RNA, 4202 nt
Organism: Drosophila subobscura
Lineage: Eukaryota; Metazoa; Arthropoda; Insecta; Diptera; Drosophilidae
Exons: 8
Coding region: 99-4187 (1362 amino acids)
Biological process (GO): D-sorbitol catabolic process
Molecular function (GO): L-iditol 2-dehydrogenase (NAD+) activity; zinc ion binding
Source: RefSeq, a predicted model, not a curated record
UAUUUUAAACAAAUAUUUUAAAUUCCAAAUUAGUUCAAUUGUUUCUUUCGAUUCGCUUUAAUAUUACAUUUAUGAGUACCAAAAGUCUUCAGUAAAUAAUGCGACUGUACUGCAAGAUGUCGCACAUAUUAAAUAUAACCCGAUGCAUCAGUUACCACUCGCCCGUGCUGCGUCCGCGCUUUCUGCUCAAUGAGCGGGCGAGGCGGCUGAAGAGGAUUGGCUACCAGGCCAUGCCAUGCCCCGUGCAGUUGUACUCGCAGAGUGCCACGAACAAGGUGUUCACCUUCAAUGGCAGGGUCAACAUGCUGCGCAAGCGCAUCAGCUUCUCGGGGUCACCAGGCGGCACACCGGAUGGUUCAAGGAACGUCAUUCCGAUUGGAUUGAUUACGCCGGAGAAGCAGGAUGGCAAGGAUCUGAAGAUUGUGAUUGUGCCGCUGGAUAUAGCUGGCAUGGAUGCCAACGAGCUGCAGGAAACGCUGAAGAGCAUCAACCAGCUGCGCAAAUAUGCCAAUGAGAUCGAUGCCUUCUCCAGCAGCAUGGUGGAUGACUUCAAUGCGAUGAUGCGGGAGGCAAACAGUGAGGCAGCGCAGAUAAAGGAGCUGCCAGCAGCUGGAGCUCAGACGAAGGAGCUACCAGCAGCUGGAGCUCAGACGAAGGAGCUGCCAGCAGCUGAGGAACAGCAGCCUGUCGCCGCAGAGCACGCAGAAUUCUGGCAGUCCUACACCACAACCCCAAGCACAGCGGACACGGACAUCGAUGCCAUUGCCAGUGGCAGAACGAACCUGGAGGCUCCUCCGCUUGAGCAGCGUGCCAUGACGGGCUCGGUUCUAGACAGCAAUCUGACAACCUCCAGCCUGCCAACGACAACAACGAGACUGCCGACCACCACGCAGCCCAAGGUGCAGACACAGGAUCAGGCAAAGGCGCACACCCAGGCCAAGGUGCAGCUGCAACCCGAAGAGCCUCAAGACAAAGGACCUGCGCAGCCGCAGCCGCUGCCCAAGACACUUCCCAUCCAGGACCCCGUGCAGGCACAGCCACAGGGCACAGAGAACCAACUCUCAGCCGCCGAGCCAGAGGCCACUGGUGAGGACUUGCAGGGCGUCAUGAUUUCCGUGCCCCGAACACUGAGCGAUCGUCUGAACGACUUGGCCAUCUCCUCGAUGGAGCUGUCCUUCGAGAUGGACAUGACCAAUGUGCGCGAUGCCAUCGAGUGCAAGCAGACGGGCGGCCAGGCGCUGAUGCCCAACAAUCCCGUGGUGUCGAUGAACACCCGCGUGGAGCUGGCCACGCCCGUCAUGCCCGAUCACACGGUGCCGCUGCGCUUCAAUGCGCUGAUCGCAGGCGUCGUCAAUGUGGACAUGAAGAAGCUGGAUCUGGAGAGCAUGACCGAGGACCAGGUGCCGGACUUCAAUGACGAUGUCACCUCGCUGGCGGCCAAUCUGUGCAGCGCCGCUCUGGAGAACGGGCUGUGCCCCGAUCAGAAUGCUUUUCAGCAGGCAACGGGAGCCGCUCCAAUGAUCGAAGACACGCCCAUGGAGCUCAGCGACAAGGAGCUGUCGGAGAUGACGGACCAGGAGCUGUCGGCCCUGAAGCACCAGUAUGCGGCGCGUCUCUCGGAGCUGCAGAGCGAGUUGUGCGCCGUGGAGCAGAUGGACCCAGCCAUGACAGUGGCCGCCAUCGCCAAGUCCUUGACUCACGAGCGGGAGCUGCCCCAGAUUUCGACGCAGGCACGCGCGGCACUCAAUCGCAACCAGAGCCAGAAGCACAUGAAGCAGACCACAGGAGCAGCAGCAACUCCAACUCAGGUCAUGUCCACGGCGGAGCCCCAGGAGGAGUUCCAGGGUCCAUUUCUGCGCGAUGGCUGCAAGCACGGAGUCAUCAAGCCGAAGAAGAAGUGCAAGAAGAAGUGCCCCCUGGACGAUCCCUGCAAGGAGGACAAGUGCAAGCGCCCCAAGAAAGGCGACAAGAAGUCGCCCCGGAAGAAGGCGUCCUUGGAUGCCAGCCAGAUCCGUGCCAGUGGUGGCAAGUCCUCGGGUGGUGGCAAGAAGGCAUCUCCGUGCGGCAAGAAGGGCGGCAAGGGCGACAGCAAGGACAAAAAGAAGAAGGAUCCCUGUGCCAAGAAGGACGGCGGCAAGAAGAAGGAUCCCUGUGCCAAAAAGGACGACAAAAAGAAGAAGGAUCCUUGCGCGAAGUUCAAGUCCGGCGAAAAGAAGGAUCCGUGCGCCAAGAAGGACGACAAAAAGAAGAAGGAUCCUUGCGCGAAGUUCAAGACCGGCGAAAAGAAGGAUCCGUUCGGCAAGAAGGACGACCAAAAGAAGAGCCCGUGCGCCAAGAAGAGGGACAGGUUCGGCAAGAAGGACGAGCAAAAGAAGGACCCGUGCGCCAAGAAGGCCGGAAAAGCUGACAAGAAGAAGAAGGAUCCCUGCGCGAAGUUCAAGAAGAGCCCCAAGAAGGAAAUUAACAAGAACAAGAAUAAGUGCGGCAAGAAGGGCGGCAACGACAAGAAGAAGACUGAUCCCUGCAAGAAGAAGUACUCGACAUUCCGUGCCCCAUUCCCGUACCGCAACACUCCCAAGUGGCAGAACCGUCAGGCGGCUGGAGCCAAGUCUCCGGUCCGUGAGUCUAGCCAUGCGGCUGCCACUCCCACUCCCUGCCCCUGCCGUUACCUCAUCUACUCGACACUCGUGCGGCGUCACUAUGGCGGCAAGCCGACCAAGACGCAGCUCUGUGGCUUGGCCACUGGCGAUGUGACCACCUGGCAGCGGGGCUAUGCCAAGGGCAAGAAGGAGGAUGGCGGCAAGUGCUCGGGGCUCGAACAGAAGUUCCCACUGAAUCGCGGCAAGGACAAGAAGGCGCGCACCAAGCCACGCACCGACUGCUACAUCGAUGGCGAGGAGUGCCCCAAGAAGUGGUGCACCGGCACCUGUGCCAGCGUGAAGUUCCCACGCAAGAAAUGCGACAAGAGCAAAAAGAAGAAGAGGUCGGGCAAGAAGAGCAAACCCACUACAGAAGGAAGUAAAUUGCUUUCGCCGCAACCGUUCGCUGCCUUGGCUCUGGCCCACUGGCAGCGCAGGAAAUUCUCCUGCCAGCCCCAGACAGAACUCGGUGACAAUCGCAGCCGCUAUAUGAUCAAUAUUCCCAGACGCUAUGACAUCGAGAUGCUGGCAUUACCUUUAGCCAAGCCCAAGGAGUAUGAGGCCAUCAUACGCGUUGGCUCUGUCGCGCUCAGCGGUUCGGACAUUCACAUCUAUGAGAACGGCAAUGAGCACAUGAAGGACAUGACGCUGGGCCACGAGGCCACGGGCUUUGUGGAGCAGCUGGGCUCCUGUGUGCAGAACCUAAAACUCGGCGAUCGUGUGGCCUGUGAGGCGACGAUUACCUGCGGCUUUUGCGACCUCUGCAAGGAGGGACGCUACCAAAUGUGUGAGCAUCUGUGGUACAAGGGCUUCCUGGGCACCCAUCAGGUCCAUCAUGCCGAUCUCUGCCAUCGAUUGCCCGAGAACAUCACCAUGGAGGAGGGCAGUCUCAUCCCGACACUGGCCGCCGCCUGUGCCGCCUGCCUAAAGGGUGAAAUAUUGCCCCUCAGCAAUGUGCUCGUCAUAGGCUCGGGCGCCAGCGUUAUAGCUGCGGGCCUGGUGGCCAAAUGCCUCAAUGCCAAGCAGGUGACACUUGCCACCAGCAUGAAUGCAACACGGGAGAUGGCCAGCACGGAGUUCGGCCUCAACUGCGUGCAGUUCGACUCGGGCAGUCGGUACAACGAGGUGCUGGAGUCCAUCUACAGCCAGGGCCGGGGUUGGCCCAAUUUGGUCAUCAACUUUGCCAUCUCCGAGCUGACAAUGAACCUCGCCAUAAUGGCGCUGAAGCCCUGCGGCAUCUGUGUGCUGGCCGAGUGCGCCUCGGAGGUGGCCAGCUUCAAUACCGUCGAUCUGCUGAUGAAGAACAUCAAACUGAGGCCCAGUUUUCGCUACGCCAAUAUGUAUCCUCUAGCCCUGCAGCUGAUGUCAUCCAGGCUGGCGCCGCUGCGCAAAUUAAUUGGCAAAGCGUAUGCCAUUACGAGAGUGGAUGAAGCCUUUCAGGAAGCGCAGCGCGAGUCCAACACGGGCAUCAGGAAGGUAAUUGUCAACUGCUCGGAGUCCGACACAGGCCGUAGAACACUCCGAAGACGAAGACUAGACAAGACGUAACAUAAAUCGGUUCUU